Aspergillus japonicus CBS 114.51 is the source of this 903-nucleotide messenger RNA. RefSeq lists its product as uncharacterized. The record is from RefSeq and is a predicted model, not a curated record. NCBI's taxonomy places the organism in Eukaryota, Fungi, Ascomycota, Eurotiomycetes, Eurotiales, Aspergillaceae. The transcript has 2 exons. Bases 131 to 634 code for a protein of 167 amino acids.
CUCUCAUUGAACUCACAAUGACUGCGUGCAUAUCAAUAAACUCAUCAUGGCUAUAACUACCAACUUGUAGCUUCUGGGUCCUUUCCCCCCACAUCGGACAGUGAGAGCUGCGAUAUCACUCACCUAUUGUAUGAGUACAGUACUUUGCACAUACAGUACGUACAGUAUCCUCCGGGUCGAUAAUCUGUUUGUGACUCCAACUUAUUCACUUUGUCUGGUAUUGUCCACGGUAGUAUUCUUACAGGGUCUGCAACCUGGCCAGGUUAUGACUACUAAUAGCGACACUAAACGGAUCUCCCUCACGCUGCCUGUCUCUCACUCACUCCUCACUCUCUCUUACAUCUUCACUUUUCUCCUCCCCUUCCCCCCCCCAUCUUCUUUCUUCUACAUUGUCUUCUUCUUUUUAUUUCACUCCCCUCCACCCUCCUCUCCUCUUAUCGUUUCUUUCCUCCCCUCCUCCUCCUCCCUCCUUUCACCUAUUCCCCUCUCUCCCUCUUUACUCUUGCCUUUCCUGAUCAUUCCUUCAGGUUAUCCACCCAGUCCUCUGGUGGUAGCAUUGAUCGCCUUGGCUUAUCUGUCAUUCUCUCUCUGUCAGAUAAAACCCACCUCGUCGUGUGCUUGUCGACUUUGCUGAAGGAGGAACCGAGAACAUAUCUGUUUUGAAAUAAUCGGAUUGUUUUCGUGCCUUCUCAUUGCCGGAAAAGACGUCAGCUCAACAGCGUUGUGGUGCAAGAAUCACUUGGGUUGCCUCUUCCCCCCUUUUCUGCCACUAAAUAGAGAAGAGACUCCGUUCUCUUCCGUAACAUCAUCUCAACAGACAGAACCCCAAUCAAUCCCAUCACUCCAAUCGUCGAGAAGAACUCCUGUUCGCUGGAGAAAGAAGAAGAACAAACGAGCUUUGCC